Chenopodium quinoa (quinoa) is the source of this 799-nucleotide messenger RNA. RefSeq names its product protein FATTY ACID EXPORT 7-like. The coding region runs from base 241 to 570 and encodes 109 amino acids. The transcript has 2 exons. Gene Ontology annotation, cellular component: membrane. The record is from RefSeq and is a predicted model, not a curated record. Lineage: Eukaryota; Viridiplantae; Streptophyta; Magnoliopsida; Caryophyllales; Amaranthaceae.
GAAACCUAUUUAGAAUUAAUAUUGGAAAAAAAAAAUUAUAUAGUUCAGCUAUAGUUUUGGGAUUAUAAUUAAUUACCAAAUUGCCACUUUGAUUUGCAAAUGCAAGAAACUAGAAUCUCCUCCAAAAAAAAAAGGUGCAAACUUGAAUAUUUCCUUCGUCAGUUUCACUAAACAGACUAAUACAGCAACUCUACCAAACGCCAUUUCAACAAAUUGCUCUAUUAUUAACGAAGGAAGAUAAUGGACUUGUCAACAUCCCAAAAACUCACUCUGGGCUAUGCUGCCCUAGUUGGAGUAGGCGGGGUUAUGGGUUAUAUGAAGAGAGGUAGCCUUAUGUCCCUUGGUGCUGGUGGAGCAUCAUCUGCUUUACUGUACUAUGUUUACACAGAACUCCCAAAUAAUCCAGCUUUUGCCUCAUCACUUGGGCUUGGGGUCUCUACAAUGUUGCUUGGAUCAAUGGGUUAUCGUUUUCAGAAAACGAGGAAGGUAUUUCCUGCUGGAGUUGUUGCUCUUCUUUCACUUGGAAUGACUGGUGGUUACCUACAUGGAAUCAUUCGAAGUCAAAACUAGACGGUGAUAGGGCACCUGGAAGCAUCAUGGUAUUGUCUAGGCUGAAACUUUAGUGAACAAUUUGUUGUCUGGUACUGUUGUUGUCUGAUAAUGUUUGUUGGAGUUGAGAAAGGUGAGGUAUUAGUAUGAAUUAUGAAUUGUUGUUUAAGUUCAUGUUUGUCUGAACAUGAAUAACAAUUUUAUACUCCGUUAAUCACAGUGAAGCCAUUUUAUAGCACAAACUAGUCAA